CUAUACAGCCUUUGGGUAUCAAGGAAAAAUAAACGUUGAAAUUUGACAUUCCUUGAAGUUGCAAAAACGAAAGGCAUUUCUUACUCAAGCAAAACACUAUUUGCAUACACUGAAGCAAUGAGGGUUCUGACAACUGAACAGAGCUUCGACAUAUUUCGGAAGAAAGACCUUAGAGAGUGGGCUCUCCCCACUGAGCUUUGGCGGUAGCUGCCCGAAACUUUAGAGCGCCCGUCGGCACCUAGUCCUGGACCUUGGAAGGGGUCAGUUUGCAACUGAAGGUUUGACUGAAAAUCGUCUGCUUGCCAAACCUUCGCUCUGAGCAGUCUGCAACAAAACAAAAUGCCCCAUUUUCCCCAGAGGUCGAAAAUUUAACUCCCUGUUGGCGGGGAAAGGGGAAUUGAAUUUUCUGAAAGUAGGUUGUUGGUGAUUAGUUGGAAAUUCCCUGUUCGCCGGGACAAUGAGGCAUUCCCGCACUGGAAACACCCUCGGAGUUCACAGUAACUUGAUCCAGUCCGGGAACUCCGAGUGGGGAAAAAAAGGGACUCCACCAAAUCCUGGAAUCGGAGCCUUUUUAUUUUGGCUGAACAAUUUUCAAAUCUGUGGAUACUUCAGUCACCAGCCAGCGGGCGGUGCUGGUCACUUGGAGCCUUCAGUUUCAGCUCCAAUCAUUUCCUGAACUCUCAGUCUCGAUACAUUUUGUAGCAUUUAUCACCAGCCAACCAACUGUAGAGGAGUUUGCUUCCUGUUCUUUCGAGCUUGUGGCGACUCUAAUCGUUUAGGCCGAAGAUAUGUUUGAAAUGGAAGAUGAAUCCUCUGCUGUACCUGCAACAGAGGAAGAUGACAAAGCAUCAGGAGAUAUUGUUGAUGCAAAGCCAGACAGAUCAUCAAGAUUCCUAAAUUUCAAGAAGAAAACACCGGAUGAACGAGGAAAGAAUCCUGAAAUAUCUGAUUGUCAUACCCGGGUUGUUGCACCAACAUUCCUGUAUAAUAUGAACUUCAAAAGAGUAGGAAAAUGCAUUAUUAUCAACAAUAAGAAUUUUGAUGAUAAAACAGAAAUGAAUGUACGUAAUGGCACUGACAUUGAUGCUGGGAAUCUGAUGACAUGUUUUAGCUCUUUGGGUUUCAACGUUGUUGUUUUAAAUGAUCAGACAUGUUCUCAAAUGGAGAAGAUAUUGCUUACUGUUUCUCAGGAAAACCACUCCAACAAUGCAUGCUUUGCAUGUAUCCUUUUAAGCCACGGUGAUGAAGGCAUGAUUUAUGGUACAGAUGGAGCAAUGCCUAUAAAGAGACUCACUUCUCUCUUCCGAGGAGAUAUGUGCAAGACCCUUGUGGGGAAACCAAAACUUUUUUUCAUUCAGGCUUGUAGAGGUUCAGAAUUUGAUCAAGGAAUUCAAACCGAUUCUGGUUCUACCGGUGAUGUAGAAACUGAUGCAAAUCCUCGUCACAAAAUCCCAGUAGAAGCUGACUUCUUGUAUGCCUAUUCCACUGUACCAGGCUAUUACUCAUGGAGGAAUCCAGGCAAGGGUUCUUGGUUUGCACAGGCCCUAUGCAAUGCCUUCACAGAAUAUGGUAAAGAAUUUGAGAUCAUGCAGAUCCUGACCAGAGUCAACUACAUGGUGGCCAUGCAUUUUGAGUCUUGGUCUGAAGAUCCACGGUUCAGUGAGAAGAAGCAGAUACCCUGCAUUGUCUCCAUGCUGACUAAAGAACUUUACUUUAAAAAGAAAUAAAGCACAACAUCCUCAGUUCACAGUUCAGGGAAGUUUUGAUUUGUAAGGUUUAAGUUGCUGUUUAGAUCAAACUUUUGAGUGGAGUUUUCAAAAUGAGCUGAAGCAAAAUGCAGCAUUCAGGAAAACCAUUUGCUAUCAGUGAGUGACCAGUUACCUUUUGUGUUUCAUACUCUGGAGCAUGACAAAAAAAAAGGUAAUGAACUAUCCACUCUUUUGUUGUGUGGAUCAGUAGACAGUGCAGCUUAUAAAUGGCUAUACUGUACAUCUGCAAAAUGCAAAGCAUGGCUGACAUGGAUUCAUGUCUCAAAUUUGAUAUGACUUCUCGUUUAAGUUAUUAUUUAAAGCAUUGUUUUUACAACCUCAGCAGGGUAAAUUCCAUGUGGUUUGGAUGAUGAACUAAGAGUUUUAAACUUGGAGAAAGACGUUCGUCAAAUACACUUGGUUUAUGCUUCUCAACAUAGUUUUGAGACAGGGUGUUUUUUAAAAAAGUACUUCUUAUGUAGCUCUACGAUGUUCACAUUUUUUUCAGGCAAUACAGUAUUUUUCAGUUUUGUUUUCUUCUCACCAAAAAACAUUAAAAUCCAUUCUCUACAAUAAGCAAAGAAUACAGUUCCCUUACAAUGUAUUGAUGUACCAACGUUGAUGUAUUUUUUAAACUUAUUUUGUCGAACUCUUGCACCUGGGGCCAAUUGCAUGACUUUUAGGAAAUAGUCAUUAUUUUUAAAUGAACAUGCUUUUCACUGAGUUUGAACACAUUUUAAUCAGUUUUCCUGUAUUUCACAACAUGUUGAUAAACAUUGAAAAUGGAAUUGAAUUAGAACCUGAUUUUAACAACACUUAGUUUAUUAUUUCAUGAACCUGUUGGUUUCCUUUUGGACAGUGAAUACUUGCAUGCGUUUACUGUUCUAUGUAGUGUUCCCCUUGGUGAACACCAAAGCAGACUAACUACUCUUUUAUCACUUGGUUACUGAUUGUAUACUUGUAGUGUAGAUUGUUAGCUCACAUAAGUCUAUUCACUUCAGAAAUAAUGACUUAUGUAAAGAGUUUUGAGUUAUUUGAUAAACAUUAAUAGCUAGAAAAUGUGUGACAGGAAAUAAUAAACUUAUCCAAUUUAAUGGCAACUAUUACCUAAAAAUAUCAAGGCUAUAUUUCCCAGCUGUAUGUAUUUAAUGCUCAGAGUAACUAACCCUGUAAUCGUGACCUGAAGACCUGACCACUUGAAACUCAAUGAAUAAUUUCAAUCUGCCAGAUCAAAGCUGUGAGUGCCGUUAAUAUAGAACCUGAUUGCCACAAUCUGAGUGUACAGCUGCUAAUGCUCAGCAAUAAUCUUGCUUGAAAAUCUCAUUAAGGGAACCCAUUUUCCUCAACAUUCCAUGUUGUUACUGAGAGAAUGGGAAUAUUAUAGAAACUUAAUUAGUGGCAGUGUAAUUUCAAGUUCCCUUGUGGUUCUGGCAUUAAUAUUUCUUAGUCAUCCAGCAAAAGUAGCCUAAAUUGUCAGGUUAAACAAAAGUAUUAGCCAUGCACUGAAUCUCGAAGUAUGCUUGAUUUGCAUUUGUCAGUAUUUGCUCUUUUUAAAAAGUUAUCAUUUGUCAUUAGGGAUUUUUUAGAAUUAUAGCUAGCACAAAGAUGUAAAUCGUGUACACUUUAGAUUUGUGAUUUCACAGAAUUGUUUCAGCGCAGAAAGAGGUCAUUCAGCCCAAUUUCAUAGAAUCAUAGGAUCCCUAUAGUGUGGAAGCAGGCCAUUCGCCCAUCAAGUCCACGCUGACCCUCUGAAGCGCAUCUCACCAGACCCACCCCCAUACUGUAUUCCUCGAGCUCUGCAUUUCCCUUGACCAGUCCACAGAGCCUGCAUGUCCCUGAAUAUUAUGGGCAAUUUAGCAUGACCAAUCCACC
This is a messenger RNA of Rhincodon typus (whale shark), 3620 nucleotides long. It is a transcript of the gene casp7, whose product is annotated as caspase 7, apoptosis-related cysteine peptidase. The transcript is spliced from 7 exons. The record is from RefSeq and is a predicted model, not a curated record. NCBI's taxonomy places the organism in Eukaryota, Metazoa, Chordata, Chondrichthyes, Orectolobiformes, Rhincodontidae. Gene Ontology annotation, cellular component: cytoplasm. Gene Ontology annotation, biological process: proteolysis; apoptotic process. Bases 789 to 1727 code for a protein of 312 amino acids.